AUGGCAAUGAAAUUAGGUGCUGCCGAGGUUAUCUUAAGUGAUGCUAAGGCAGAGAAGGAUAUAAAGUGGGAUUUGACAGACGUAAAGGCUGCUGGCGUAAAGCUGGAAGCAUACAAGCGUGGUAUCACUGUUACCAGUGAGGUUGAGAUGGCAUGGAGUCUGGCGAAGUCUCCUAUACUGGCAGUAACCGGUACAAACGGCAAGACAACUACUGUUACUCUGCUUGGUCAGCUCAUGCGCACCCGUUAUCCAAACGCAGGCGUAGGCGGUAACAUCGGUAUUCCUCUUUGCGAGGAGGCUGUAAGUGCAGGUGAGAAGAGCUGUGUAGUAGCGGAGAUUUCCAGCUAUCAGAUGGAGGCAUCUACCAACUUCCGCCCACAUGUGGCAGUUAUGCUGAAUGUAACACCAGACCAUGUUGUCCGUCAUGGAAGUCUGGAGGUUUACCAGCAGAUGAAGGAAAAGAUGUUCGCUAAUCAGACUGCGGAGGAUUAUCUCGUACUGAACUAUGAUGACCUUAAAACUCGUGACAUGGCUGCAAGUGCCAAGUCUCAGGUUGUUUACUUCAGCCGUAAGGAAGAGCUGGAGGAAGGCGCAUUUGUUCAGGAGGACUGGAUAACUAUCUCAUGGCAGGGACAGACCUGCCGCCUGUGCAAGACUGAGGACCUGCAGAUUAAGGGGGGGCACAAUCUGGAGAAUGCACUGGCCGCAUCUAUGGCUGCAUAUCUUGGCGGUGCAAGAAUACCUAAGAUUAUCGAGGUAUUGAAGUCCUUUGGCGGUGUAGAGCACCGUAUCGAGCCUGUAGCUACUGUGGCAGGCGUAGCAUAUUAUAAUGAUUCCAAGGCAACCAAUACUGAUUCUGCUAUUAAGGCACUGGAAAGCUUUGAUGGACAUAUCGUGUUGAUUGCUGGUGGUGAUGAUAAGCACACUGACCUGAGUGAGUUUAUGGCACUGGUUAAGCAGCGUGUAGAUGAGCUUAUCUUAGUGGGUGAUGCCGCAGAGAGAUUUACCGAAGCGGCAAAGGCUGCUGAGUUCCCAGAGGAGCAUAUUCAUCAGGCUGGCUACUCUAUGGAUAAGGCAGUAGAGAUUGCACAUAAUAUCUCAGGUGUACCACAGGUUGUACUGCUGUCACCUGCCUGUGCAAGCUUUGAUAUGUAUGAAGGCUUUGAAGCUAGAGGCAGAGACUUCAAGCGUUUGGUAAAGGAGCUGCAGAAAAGAGCAGGCAAGGCUGUAGCUGGCGUGUUUAAGGCUAGAAACAUAGUCAAGGAAUUUAAGCCGGAUGUAGUUAUCGGUACAGGCGGUUAUGUAUGCGGACCUAUUCUUAUGGCAGCAGCGCUCAUGGGUAUACCGGUGCUGGUGCAGGAGCAGAAUGUUUUUCCGGGAGUAACCAAUAAGAUUCUUUCUAAAUUUGCUAAAUGUAUUGCAACUGGCUCCUAUGAGGCGGUGAAGUAUUUCCCAGAGGGUAAGACUGUAUUUACAGGUAAUCCUAUCCGCUCUGAUGUCAUGGAAGCAAAAGCAGAUGAGGGAUAUAAAACCUUUGGUCUUGACCCAGAUAAAAAAACUAUUCUGGUGUCUGGAGGCAGUCGUGGUGCCAGAAGUAUCAAUAUCGCCAUGACAGAUGUACUUAAGGCUUAUGCUGACAGUGAGGAUGUACAGAUUCUUCAUGUGACAGGCAAGGGCGAGUAUGAAGAUACCUUGAAGCGCAUAAGCGAGGCAGAUUUGGCGGUAUUCCGAGCAGGUGCAACUGGUUUGGCGGAGCUGACAGCAAGGGGAAUACCUGCUAUUCUCAUACCGUAUCCAUACGCCGCAGAGAAUCAUCAGGAAUACAAUGCAAGAGCUGUGGAAAAGGCAGAUGCCGCAAGGGUGAUUUUAAAUAAGGAUUUGGCAGAUAAUACCAUUCUUUUGGAUACCAUUAACGAGCUUAUCGGAAAUGAACAGGCAAUCGUUGUUUCUACGGCUAUCCGCGAGGAAAAUCCAGAGGUAGUUGAGGCAAAGAGAUUAGGCUUGAAGAAAUUGCACAGGUCUGAUGUAAAUGCAUUCCUCAUCAACAGCUGCAAAGGUAUCGCUGUUGCAGGCGCACAUGGUAAGACUACUACCACUUCUAUGCUGGGAGUUGCUCUUGACUAUGAGGGUGUUUCACCAAGUAUUAUCAUCGGCGGCGAGGUAGAUUAUCUCGGCAGUAAUGCAAAGCUGGGCAAGAGUGAUUAUCUCGUGUCUGAGGCAGAUGAGAGUGACGGUACCUUCCUGAAGUAUUUCCCUCAUAUCGGUAUCGUGACCAACGUAGAAAAUGACCACAUGGACCACUAUGGCACCAUGGAAAACAUCAUCAAGGCAUUUAAGCAGUUCUUAAGUCAGGUUCGUGAGGAUGGCUGGGCUGUAGUAUGCUUUGACAAUGAGAAUAUCCGCAAUAUCGUGAAGGAAGCACCUUGCAAGUGUAUUACCUAUGCCAUCGAGCAUGAAGCAGACUAUAUGGCAGCUAAUAUCAGCACUGAGGGCGCAGGUAUUGCAUUUGAUGUUAUUCAUCAGGGUGAGAACCUGGGCAGAGUAGCCCUGAAUGUUCCAGGCCGUCACAAUGUACUGAACGGUUUGGCAGCAGUUGUUACUGGUGUUUCUCUGGGCUUGACUGUACCACAGAUGGCAGAAGGUCUUACCAAGUUUAAUGGUGCUAAGAGACGUUUCCAGACAAAGGGCAAGAAGGAUGGUAUCUGGGUAGUAGAUGAUUAUGCACAUCAUCCAACUGAGAUUGCUACUACCUUAAAGGCUGCCCGUCAGACCAAUCCAAAGAGAUUGAUUUGUGCCUUCCAGCCACACCGCUACACCCGUACCCAGCUGUUGCAGAAGGAGUACGGCGGCUGCUUUAAGGAUGCUGAUCUGCUGGUUCUGACUGACGUUUAUUCUGCUGGUGAAGACCCUAUCGAGGGCAUUGACGGUGAGCUGCUGGUAAAGGAAGUUGCUGCACAGACUGGUCAGGAAACUGUGUAUGUACAGGAUAAGAACAAAAUUGCUGCGUACCUGAAGUCCAUUGCAAAAGAUGGUGACCUGAUUAUGACUAUGGGUGCUGGCGAUAUUGUGAAAUGUGGCGAGGAUUUGGUAGAGCUGUUGUGA
This is a messenger RNA of Cylicocyclus nassatus, 3102 nucleotides long. Lineage: Eukaryota; Metazoa; Nematoda; Chromadorea; Rhabditida; Strongylidae. The record is from the annotation of a GenBank genome assembly.